GCCAUCGCGGGCAGCAUGGAGGGCGAGAGCACCUCGGCGCUGCUCUCGGGGUUCGUCUUCGGCGCUCUCUCCUUCCAGCACCUCAGCACCGACUCCGACACGGAAGGUUUCCUCCUUGGGGAUGUGAAAGGUGAAGCCAAGAACAGCAUCACAGACUCCCAGAUGGAUGAUGUGGAGGUUGUCUACACCAUAGAUAUCCAGAAGCACAUCCCCUGCUACCAGCUCUUCAGCUUCUACAACUCUGCAGGGGAGCUGGAUGAGCUUGCUCUGAAGAGAAUCCUCUCAGGCUGUAAGAAGAGUGUCAUAGGCUGGUACAAGUUCAGGAGGAACACAGAGCAGGCCAUGACCUUCAGGGAGAGGCUGCUGCACAGGAAUUUGCAGUCCCACCUUGCAAACCAGGGCCUGGUGUUCCUCCUGCUGACCUCCAGCGUGAUGAGCGAGAGCUGUUCCACCUACAGACUGGAGCACGCCCUGCACCGGCCCCAGGAGGGUCUCUUCCAGAAAGUUCCUUUGGUGGUGACCAACUUGGGCAUGGCAGAGCAGCAGGGCUACAGAACUGUGUCAGGCUCCUGUGUGUCCUCUGGCUUCCUGAGAGCAGUGAGGCAGCACAGGUCAGAAUUCUUCUGUGAAGAUGGAUCCCUGCAAGAGGUUCACAAGAUAAACCAGAUGUAUGGCACCUUGCAGGAGGAGCUGAGGAGGCUGUGCUCGACGGUGGAGGCCAGCGAGCGCUCUCUGGAGAGCCUCCUGGCUGAGGUCAGCCACUUGAAGGAAGAAAUCAAGAAGAGGAAGCAGCAGAGGGCUCCAGGAGGAGACAGAGAGGCCCCAGCGGAGCCAGUGGAGAACGUUCUCCUGUGCCAGGCCCUGCAAACCUUCUUCCCCAAUUCUGGCCUUCAGACCUGCCUGGUGUCCUUCAAGGGCCACCAGCUGGCCAGGAACUGCUGCACCACUGACCACAACAUCAAGGUCAGGGAGCAGCUGACCCUCCUGGUGGAGCACAGAGAGUGCCCUGAAGCGGAAGCAAGAGCCCUGAGCAAGCGCAAAGGCAGAGGGAGCACAGGAGGGGCCAAGGCCUUCAAGAAGUGCAGAGCCCUGCAGCUGCAGCGCAGCCUGCUGCCUGCCCCAGAGCACGCUGCCCAGGAGAGGAACCUGAUCCUCAGCAGCACUGAAACAGAUGAGGAGGGGCUGGAGAAAGGCAGGGACACAAAUGAGCACUCACAGUCUCCUACCUUCUGACCUGGCCCCCACCUGCCCAAGGGACUUGGCACCAGGAGCUGGACUGGAGCAGCAGAUCCUCCCCACACAGCCCUGGGCUGCUCUGCAGGGGGAGAAAUCACAGUGCAGCUUUGCAGGGCAGAGCAGGCUGGGGGCUGCUGCUUCUGCAGGGCAGGAACCAACCUCCUGCACAGCCCUGGGCUGCA
Messenger RNA from Dryobates pubescens (Downy woodpecker), 1418 nucleotides. It is a transcript of the gene ABRAXAS1, whose product is annotated as abraxas 1, BRCA1 A complex subunit. Bases 16 to 1233 code for a protein of 405 amino acids. Gene Ontology annotation, biological process: attachment of spindle microtubules to kinetochore; mitotic spindle assembly; protein K63-linked deubiquitination. Gene Ontology annotation, cellular component: nucleus. Gene Ontology annotation, molecular function: microtubule binding; polyubiquitin modification-dependent protein binding. NCBI's taxonomy places the organism in Eukaryota, Metazoa, Chordata, Aves, Piciformes, Picidae. The transcript has 9 exons. The record is from RefSeq and is a predicted model, not a curated record.